Telopea speciosissima is the source of this 1930-nucleotide messenger RNA. Its product is annotated as WD repeat-containing protein 43. Gene Ontology annotation, molecular function: protein binding. NCBI's taxonomy places the organism in Eukaryota, Viridiplantae, Streptophyta, Magnoliopsida, Proteales, Proteaceae. The record is from RefSeq and is a predicted model, not a curated record. The transcript is spliced from 12 exons. The coding region runs from base 5 to 1912 and encodes 635 amino acids.
GACUAUGAGUUUCCCUAAUAUCAGAGACCUCUUGACAUCAUUUAGUCCUUCAUUGGAUUUUUUCGCUAUCAGCUCAGGAGAUGGUCGAAUUAAGAUUUGGGACACUUUGAAGGGUCAGGUCCAGACCGAGUUUGUGGACAUCACAUCUACCAAUCCUGGAGAUUUAUACACAAAACCAGAAAGAGGGCACCUUUCAGUUGACUACAAGUGCAUGAAAUGGUUACCUUUGGAGAAAAAGAGGAAAAAGGAGGUUGGAUUAUCAUUUUUAGUUCUAGGAACUGGUAGUGGUGAUGUUUUAGCGUUGGAUGUGUCAGCUGGUCAAUUAAAGUGGAGAGUCAGUGACUGCCAUCCUGGAGGUGUCAAUGCCAUUGCCUCUUCACACGCUUUGCACAUUUAUACUGCGGGUGCUGAUGGUAUGGUUUGCCAAAUCGAUUCCAUGACAGGAAACCUGUUAGGGAAGUUUAGAGCUUCAACAAAUGCAAUAUCCUCCAUUUCCGUUGCACCUGACGGGAAGACAUUAGCAGCUGCAGCUGGUCAGUUGAAGAUUUUCGAUUCUGCGGAUAAUAAAAGAGUACAGAAGUUUUCAGGCCAUCCUGGAGCUGUUCGUUGCAUGAUUUUCACUGAAGAUGGGAAGUAUAUCCUCUCUUCUGCUGUUGGCGAAAGAUAUAUUGCAGUCUGGAGAGUAGAUGGUAGCAAAAAGAAGUCUGCUAGCGCUGUGCUUGCAAUGGAGCAUCCUGCUGUGUAUGUAGACUCUAAGUAUGGAGACAAUAAGGGAACAGAAGACGUCAGCUUAUAUGUUUUGGCCAUCUCAGAAGUUGGACUUUGUUAUUUUUGGUAUGGAAGAAGCGUUGAGGAAUUACACAAUGUCAAGCCCACAAAAAUCUCAUUAUCUAUUGACAGUCAGCUCUCAAAGAAUCACAGGGGUGUAUUACCUACAAUAUUUGCUGCAAAAUUACAAUGCAUUGUCAAACCAUCCUCUGGUCAAGUGCUUGCUGCAUAUGGUUCAUUAGUAAAGCCAUCAUUUGAGAGAAUAACAGUGCAGCAUGGUCAGGACGUAACGUUGAAUACCUCCCAGAAUGGAGUUCUUCUACCAUUAGUUCAGUCUAACAAAUCUAAGAAAGGGAUGGAUGUGCAAACUGAAGUCACUGCUUUAGACCGAUCAAAUGCUGAAGAUGCUUUGCUUCCGGUCCCAAAGGUUUAUGAAUUUCGUGAUAAAAAGAGAAAAGAGAAGCACUCAAGUAGAGAUCGUGAUCGAUUGUUGGCUGAUGAUUUGGUUGACAUACAGAGGGAAGUAAAGCUGGUGGAUAGCAAAGAUGACCAGGUAAUGGUUGAAGUGGAUACUACUACAAUAUGCAUGGAGGAUCGCCUUAGAUCAUUAGGAGUUCUCACUAGUGAGGAAGAUCUUACUAGAGAUAGUUACCCACUGAAUGCCGACUCAACCAUGAAUUCUACUACAUUUAGUGAUGCUCACUUUGAAGCUCAAAUCUCACAAAAGAAGAUUAAGGCAUCUGUUUUGUCUAUGACUUCAGCUGAUGCAUACAAAUUGCUGACGUUUUUGGUCUCCAUGUGGAAAUCAAGGUCAGGCAGUGGAAAGUAUGUUCUUCCAUGGAUUUGUAGUAUAUUGGUGAAUCACAGUCGCUAUGUCAUAUCACAGGAACCAGCCAACCAAAUGCUUAAUUCCUUAUACAAGAUGGCGGAGUUCAGAAGUAUUGCUGUUCAACCUUUGUUACAGUUGUGUGGUCGUUUGCAACUUAUAACUGCACAGAUUGACAAGGCUGUGGAGACCAGGAGUCAAACAGUAUCAAAUGACAAGCAGUUGGAUGAAAGUGAAGAUGAAGAUGAAGAUGUCGAUGAAUUUGUCUAUGGGGAAGAAGAUGAAGAAUCUCAAAGUGGUAGUGAUGGUGAUAAUUAGAAGUAUCCAUUGUUUGAG